CGAGCUGGAUCGGGAGUGCGGUCGCGGCUUUCUGCACUCCGGCGGCGGAAUGGCCCGUGCGCUGCUUGUCGCGUCUCCGGCCUGCGACCCUUAGACGCCCAAGCCCGCUCUCCGCGCCAAUCCUCCCGCGCGGACGCUGCCAGCGAGCCGGCGGUGCGGCGACUCGGCUCCUGCGGUCCGUUCUCUCAGGCUGCGCGAUCAGGAUUUUUAGACUCUGAGGAGCAAUUGGAGCUAAUCCACACCAUGGAAAUGGAAACCACCGAACCUGAGCCAGACUGUGUAGUGCAGCCUCCCUCUCCUCCUGAUGAUUUUUCAUGCCAAAUGAGACUGUCUGAGAAGAUCACUCCAUUGAAGACUUGUUUUAAGAAAAAGGAGCAGAAGAGAUUGGGAACCGGAACCCUGAGGUCUUUGAGGCCAAUUUUAAAUACUUUGCUAGAAUCUGGCUCACUUGAUGGUGUUUUCAGAUCUAGAAACCAGAGUGCAGAUGAGAGCAGCUUACAUGAACCUAUAGUGAAAAAACCCCUGGAAAUCAGUCCGUCAUGUCCACCAGCAGAAAAUAGUAUGUCUGUCCUGAUUCCUGAUGGGACAAGUGUUGGGGGCCAAAUACCAGAAGCCCAUCCUUCCACUGAUGCUCCAGAACAAGUGGUUCCAAUCCAGGAUCACAGCUUUCCACCCGAAACUCUCAGUGGGACAGUGGCAGAUUCUACAGCAGGGCACUUCCAGACUGACCUUUUGCAUUCAGUUUCAAGUGAUGUUCCUGCUAGUCCUGACUGCAUAGACAAAGUCAUGGAUUACAUUCCAGGGGUUUUCCAAGACAACAGUUUUACAAUUCAGUACAUUUUGGACACCAGUGAUAAGUUGAGUACUGAGCUCUUUCAGGACAAAAGUGAAGAGGCUUCCCUUGACCUUGUGUUUGAGCUGGUGAACCAGCUACAGUACCAUACUCACCAAGAGAACGGAAUUGAAAUUUGCAUGGACUUUUUGCAAGGCACUUGUAUUUAUGGCAGGGAUUGUUUGAAGCACCACACGGUCUUGCCAUAUCAUUGGCAGAUCAAGAGGACAACUACUCAGAAGUGGCAGAGUGUAUCCACUGAUUCCCAGGAGCACUUGGAAAGAUUUUACUGUAAUCCAGAGAAUGAUAGAAUGAGAAUGAAGUAUGGAGGACAAGAAUUUUGGGCAGAUUUGAAUGCCAUGAAUGUGUAUGAAACAACUGAAUUUGACCAACUACGAAGGCUGUCCACACCACCCUCUAGCAAUGUAAACUCUAUUUAUCACACAGUCUGGAAGUUCUUCUGUAGGGACCACUUUGGAUGGAGAGAGUAUCCUGAGUCUGUUAUUCGAUUGAUUGAAGAAGCCAACUCUCGAGGUCUGAAAGAGGUCCGAUUUAUGAUGUGGAACAACCACUACAUCCUCCACAACUCAUUCUUCAGGAGAGAAAUAAAAAGGAGACCCCUCUUCCGCUCCUGUUUUACACUGCUUCCGUAUUUACAGACACUUGGUGGUGUUCCCACACAGGCUCCUCCACCUCUUGAAGCAACCUCAUCAUCACAAAUCAUCUGCCCUGAUGGGGUCACCUCAGCAAACUUUUACCCUGAAACUUGGGUUUAUAUGCAUCCAUCUCAGGACUUCAUCCAAGUGCCUGUUUCUGUAGAGGACAAAAGUUAUCGAAUCAUUUAUAACCUUUUUCAUAAGACUGUGCCUGAGUUUAAAUACAGAAUUUUGCAAAUACUGAGAGUCCAAAACCAGUUUCUUUGGGAGAAAUAUAAAAGGAAAAAGGAAUAUAUGAACAGGAAAAUGUUUGGCCGUGACAGGAUAAUCAAUGAGAGACAUUUAUUUCAUGGAACAUCCCAGGAUGUGGUAGAUGGAAUCUGCAAGCACAACUUUGACCCUCGAGUCUGUGGAAAGCAUGCUACAAUGUUUGGACAAGGCAGUUAUUUUGCAAAGAAGGCAAGCUACUCUCAUAACUUUUCUAAGAAGUCCUCCAAAGGAGUCCAUUUCAUGUUUUUGGCCAAAGUGCUAACUGGAAGAUACACGAUGGGCAGUCAUGGCAUGAGAAGGCCCCCUCCUGUCAAUCCGGGCAGUGUCACCAGUGACCUGUAUGACUCUUGUGUGGAUAAUUUCUUUGAGCCUCAGAUUUUUGUCAUUUUUAAUGAUGAUCAGAGUUACCCUUAUUUUGUUAUCCAAUAUGAAGAAGUCAGUAACACUGUUUCCAUUUGAAAAAUCUUGGUACUGCUGAAUUAUUUGAUAGGAACUCAAUCCAGCAUUUGUAGCAGGUUUUGGAUGGGUGGGACAGAGGAGGAACAGCAUUGGACAUUAAUAGGGCACUUUUAAGACCCAUUUUUUAAGUGCUAGAAAGUGAAAUUUUUUAAAAGAAAAACACAAGUUUUAAAAUGACCACUUAUUCUUUAAUUAUUUACUAACUGUUGUCAGUGUGGAAAAGACUACAGAUUGCAUACUCUUUUUAUUCACACUUGUACAUAUAGGCAGCAAUGGUAUUGGAAGCAUUUUUAAAAAGAAACUGAACAGCCUAACUAACUAAAUGUGACCUAAGCCUGGUGAAGUUUGGCCAAAUGAAAUGGAGGCUGUGAGCAAAGUGAGGGUUCUAUUUAUUUAUAAUGAUAAAACUGACUGGAGCUAGUACUACCAUUCUUAUUCCCUGUCCAAAGCAUCACUUAUGGUGUAGGAUAAGUUCAUGAAAUUCUGGUGGGUGGAAAGAAAUUUUUAUUUCUAUUGGCAGAACUGAUAUGUAUCACCCAAACUGAAAUGUAUCACCCAAUCAGAGAGCAUCAGUGACUUUAAGUGUUCUGCAGAAUUUGCCUGAGGAUUCAGAGGAAGUAAAAAAAAAGAAAGAAAAAAAGAACCAUUUGAAAAAUUUUUGUCACCAGCAAAAUUUUUCACUAACUGGUUAUAUGAAACAUGAUUCUUGUGUUGUUAAACUUCAGCCUUAGAAAACUCAGUCUCUUCCAUUAUCGUCUACCCCAAUCUGAAGGAGUUGGGCAGCUAAUUCAGUUAAAGCCAGUCUUGAGGGUUAGUAGUAUUACUUUAUUUUAGAGUUCCAGACCUAGGCCUUGACUGAAGGUUUUAGAGAAAGGAAGUACAUCUAUAAACUGAAUUGAUAAGGUUUAUUACCGUGCUUUGCACAAAGUAGACUCUCAAAAGUAUUUGUUGGCUUGGAAAUAUUGUUAAAGGUGGUUAUCCCACCCCUAUGCCUGCUUUGCCAGAUGCAGCUGGGUUCCCUGGCUGACUCUCUAUUUUACACUACUUAAUAGAAACACAAACUUGGAAAUUGUGCCACUGGCCCAGCUGGAGCAAUGUCCGGUGUAUAUGCUAAUGCCUCAGUUCAGAGAGGUAGCAGCUAGGUAUACUUUGCUUUAAGCAAAGCGAAUACCUGAAUUUACAAAAGUGGAAGUGGUUGUUCACAAAAGAAUUUUCACUGUGGAAUUCUUUCGGAUACCGAACUCUCCUAGUAUGUUUGUGGCUAUUUCAUUUACACAGAACUUUUCAGGAACUCCUGUGUUGUUUAAAGCAAGAUAUAUCUAUCCUGAUGUCUCAGUGACUCAGUCUGUUUAAGCACUUAUCAGGGCUUCCACACAAUUAUUUAUUUUGCCCUAGUUGAUCUUGUUGUUUGCUGCCAUUGGCAUGAAACAGCCAACUGUGGCUGUUACAGUUGUUCUUUCAUUCAAUUAUAACUUGUAAACCAGUGAUUCCCAAUCUUUUUCAAGUUAAGACACCCUACCAUUGCUUAUUUGAUUUUAUGAAACUUGUUCCUUUUUUUCUCCUUAAAGGAAAAUAAAGCUUUAUGACAUAUUUAUUUUUUUAAUAAAACUAAGCAAA
Messenger RNA from Neomonachus schauinslandi (Hawaiian monk seal), 3834 nucleotides. RefSeq names its product TCDD inducible poly(ADP-ribose) polymerase (gene TIPARP). NCBI's taxonomy places the organism in Eukaryota, Metazoa, Chordata, Mammalia, Carnivora, Phocidae. The coding region runs from base 244 to 2217 and encodes 657 amino acids. The transcript is spliced from 6 exons. The record is from RefSeq and is a predicted model, not a curated record. Gene Ontology annotation, molecular function: metal ion binding; NAD+ poly-ADP-ribosyltransferase activity.